AUGAUUGGUUAUCCUGAAGGACCCAGAAGGAUUCUGGCAUUUCGUCGCCUACUUCAUCGACAUACCAUUGCUUCAAACUGGAGAGAAUUAAGAUUGCAGCUACCAACUGAUCCUGAUUUUAUUGAGACUCUUUGGCGUCGGAUUCAGAUAGAUGAUUUGAAGAAACGCUUUGGAAUUUCAGAAGACCCCCUCUUAGUUCAAGAUACUCCAAGACUCUCAAUCCUAGGCUGGAAUCCUGGCAAAAGAUUUCUUUCAGAACGACACGAUAUUCGAUCCACCUUGGAAGCUGUUUUUGGUGAACACGAGGGGAAGAAACGCCGGAUUCUAAACUCAUAUCUUUUGCAACAAUCUUAUCCCGUUGAAUGGUGGACUACUGCUCUUACUAAGGAAAGUGGACUGUUUGGACUGGAUAUUUUACAAUUUUGA
This is a messenger RNA of Puccinia graminis f. sp. tritici CRL 75-36-700-3, 426 nucleotides long. RefSeq lists its product as uncharacterized. The record is from RefSeq and is a predicted model, not a curated record. Bases 1 to 426 code for a protein of 141 amino acids. NCBI's taxonomy places the organism in Eukaryota, Fungi, Basidiomycota, Pucciniomycetes, Pucciniales, Pucciniaceae. The transcript has a single exon.